AUGCAUUCCCACCUCCCCAUCCUCGCCCUAGCCGCCGGCCUCGCCACCGCCAAAAUCCCCUUCGUCGCCUCCUCCCCCGUAAUCCAGCUAGGCCCCCGGACCGCCCUACCGCCCUGGGCGCGCCAGCGCCAGGCGCAAGCCUGCUUCAUAAUCGACUCCACCACCCUCCCGGCCGAGACCGCCGAGGCGGCCGCCGCCAUAGCCUCUACGGUAACCUGCUCCACCACCACCACGACGCUCUCCGGCGUGCCCGACGUGACCGCCGGCGACACCACCUUCUCGUCCAUCGACUUCAGCCAAUCUUCCCAGACACCCCUCGGCUUCGCGCUAUCGACCUUCGCAACAGAACCCACGGUCGCCGACUCGGACCUGCAGACCUUCCAGGACGAACUGGACACGUACGUGGCGACCGAGGCCGGGAUUAGAAGUGUGGGCGGCGACCUGGCUAUCAAGGUGCCCAAGUUCUUCCUCGAGUUCCAGGUCAGCCGCAUCCAGACGGCGCAGGGCAAUUCGCCGGCCGACGCCGGGCUGCAGGUCGAUCACCUGCGCGACAAGGUGUUGAAGAAUGCCGCCGGCGAGGACCAGACGCUGUUGGACCAGGUUACGCAGCUGGCCACGCAUUUGGUCUAG
Messenger RNA from Anthostomella pinea, 630 nucleotides. The record is from the annotation of a GenBank genome assembly. Lineage: Eukaryota; Fungi; Ascomycota; Sordariomycetes; Xylariales; Xylariaceae.